AUGAUGAGUGGGAUCCUGAAGAGGAAGCUUGAGGAGGGACCUUCCCCGUAUCUGUCCCUACAGGGGUCUGAUGAUGAUGAGGUUUCCUGCAGCGACAGUGGUAACAGCAGUGAUAGUCUCAACCAUCCUGUUCCCUCUGGACUGCUGGACUCUUCCUCUAUCCAGCAACAGCCAAAGCGACUGCGGGGCCGCAAUGUGCACUUUGAGAGUGUGACCGUCUACUACUUCAACCGGCGGCAGGGAUUCACCAGUGUUCCCACGCAGGGUGGCAGCACCCUAGGGAUGUCGCCACGUCACAGUGGGGUGAGGCGUUUCACCCUCAGGGAGUUUGCCAUGGAGCAGAAAAGGAGCCAUCGGAACAUGCUGAGGGAACAUCUCAAAGAGGAGAAACUCAAUGCCAUCAAACUCAAACUGACUAAGAACGGCACAGUGUCAUCCAUGGAGGCGGAUACCCUGACAAUUGAUGACAUCUCAGAGGACGACCUGGACGUAGACAACACGGAGGUGGAUGAUUACUUCUUCCUCCAGCCUUUGACUACCAGGCGGCGCCGUGCCCUUCUGCGUGUGUCUGGGGUGCGACGCAUUGACGUGGAUGAAAAGCAUGAGCUGCGCACUCUUCGUAUGUCCCGAGAGGAAUGUGGAUGCCGCUGCCGGGGGAUAUGUGACCCAGAGACCUGUGCUUGCAGCCUGGCCGGCAUUAAGUGCCAGGUAAAUGGAACUGUGGUGGACCGCAUGUCUUUCCCUUGUGGCUGCACCAAGGAAGGCUGCAGCAACACCAUGGGACGCCUGGAGUUCAACCCGGUCCGGGUGCGCACCCACUUCCUGCACACCAUCAUGAAGCUGGAGCUGGAGAAGAGCCGCGAGGAGCAGCAGCAGCAGCAGCAGCAGCAGCCAGAGCAGCAGCUUGUAACCAAUGGCAACGGUUACCAUGGCGACUCCUCUUUGGUCCAGCAGCAGCAGCAGCCGAACCUGCAGUUUCCACUGAUGAGCGGCACGGCGCACAUUCCCAUCAUGCACCUCCAGAACACAGGCGACACAGAUUCACAUCUAGAUGAAGAGGAAGAAGAGGAGGAAGAGGAGGAGGAAGAGGAAGAUGAGGAUGAGGAUGAUGAAGCCUAUGAGGAAGAUGAGGAUGGUAGUAGCAUUUGCAGCGGGCUUUCAGACUGCAGCACACAUAGCUUAGAAACAGACCUAGAGGAAGAUGAAGAGGAUGAGGAGGAUGAAGAGGAUGAGGAGGAUGAAGAAGAUGAAGAGGAGGAGGACGACGAUGAAGAAGAAGAGGAGGAUUGGGAUUGCUCAAUGCACGGUACAAAUCACCCUCCCUACUCGGUUCCACUUCCAUCUGUAAUGGGUUACUCUAACAACACACUCAUGGGCCUCAGUAACCCCUUCAACAGCAGUCCCUCCAUGCAGCAUUAUCAAAUGGACAGCUCUGUGAAUGAAACUAUGGCUUUUCUCAGUGAAAAUGUUACUGUGGCUCCCACACUCCCCACAGUAGAGCCUACAUUAGAGUCAGAAAUAAAAACAGAACUCCACUGCCAGACAGAGCAGCAGAGCAUUCCCUGUCAUUACACUGACCCCACAGAGCCCCUGACGCUCCAACCCUGCUCACAUGUGGACACCCGUGAGAGUAACACUGCCCCUGCCGUCGCAUCCGGCAAACAGCCGCUCCCGACGGACCCCCAGAACAAUCCAGACGCUCAUGACUUACAGACUGAGGCUUUGGCUCGGUCUGUGGAGCAGACAGAGGAGGAAGUAAAGAAGCUACCAGAGCAGGAAGACGCAGCCUCUCCCGAUCAAAAGACGGACACGUCAUGCUCAGAGAGCAUCUGA
This is a messenger RNA of Scomber japonicus (chub mackerel), 1833 nucleotides long. Its product is annotated as cysteine/serine-rich nuclear protein 3-like. Bases 1 to 1833 code for a protein of 610 amino acids. Gene Ontology annotation, cellular component: nucleus. NCBI's taxonomy places the organism in Eukaryota, Metazoa, Chordata, Actinopteri, Scombriformes, Scombridae. The record is from RefSeq and is a predicted model, not a curated record. The transcript is spliced from 4 exons. Gene Ontology annotation, biological process: regulation of transcription by RNA polymerase II. Gene Ontology annotation, molecular function: sequence-specific DNA binding; DNA-binding transcription factor activity, RNA polymerase II-specific.